GGGCUCUGCCCGGAGGAGGUGGAGAAGUUCCGCCCCCCGGAUCUCCGGCUUCCGGCAACUCGGCUGGACCUGAACCUGCCUGGUACUACUGAGGUUGGAGUCUCCCCCCGACCAGCUGGACGCCGAGCCCCUCGAGAUGAGAAAACUGAGGCCCCGAGGAGCCUGCAGUCAUACAGCGAGGACAAGCAGAAUCGGGAAUCAAACCCAGACCCCUGCAAAAUUUCUUCUUAAUAAUUGGGAGAAGACCCGCUGGCUGGAUGGCAGCUGUAGGUGAUUUGCAGUUUGAAGAAUUUGGUAACACGGCCGCUACUGCAGCAGAAAACCCAGGUGCCACUACGAUAAGUAUCGAGGGUCCUGGUGAAAGCCCGACGCAUCAAGCAGGACUCCCAAGAGGCUCCGGGGGAGAAGAGGAUGAUGAGUUGCUGGGAAACGAUGACUCUGACAAAACUGAGUUACUUGCUGGCCAGAAGAAAAGCUCUCCCUUCUGGACAUUUGAAUACUAUCAAACAUUCUUUGACGUAGACACUUACCAGGUCUUUGACAGAAUAAAGGGGUCCCUUUUGCCAAUACCAGGAAAAAACUUUGUGAGGUUAUAUAUCCGCAGCAAUCCAGAUCUUUACGGCCCCUUUUGGAUAUGCGCCACAUUGGUCUUUGCCAUAGCAAUUAGUGGGAAUCUUUCCAACUUCUUAAUCCAUCUGGGAGAGAAGACAUACCAUUAUGUGCCCGAAUUCCGAAAAGUGUCCAUAGCGGCCACGAUCAUCUAUGCCUAUGCUUGGCUGGUUCCUCUCGCACUCUGGGGUUUCCUCAUGUGGAGAAACAGCAAAGUUAUGAACAUCGUUUCCUACUCGUUUUUGGAGAUUGUGUGCGUCUAUGGAUAUUCGCUCUUCAUUUAUAUCCCCACAGCAGUGCUGUGGAUUAUCCCCCAGAAAGCUGUUCGUUGGAUUCUAGUCAUGAUUGCCCUGGGUGUCUCAGGCUCUGUCUUGGCAAUGACAUUUUGGCCAGCUGUUCGUGAGGAUAACCGGCGCAUCGCACUGGCCACAAUUGUGACAAUUGUGUUGCUUCACACGCUGCUUUCUGUGGGCUGCUUGGUAUGGUCUCAUUCCUGUGAUCUUCCUGUGUGCCUCAGAUACAAAGGCCGAAAGACCUCAACCUGUUACUCACAACGGACGGGUCUUUUAAGACGGGCUCCAUAAAAUUAAUAUUGUUUUGAAUAGACUGUCCUAAAUGAGAAGCGGUAAAUUGAUGAGAAUUUGAUGGUAAUCUCUGGCUUUACCUAAUUUCUGAAACUUGGUAAGAUUUGGAGUCUGGCCAGAGGAAGUCGGGGUGGAUGAGUGUCUGUAAGAGGUUGGGGGGUGGGGGGGGGGGAAUGUUCAACCUUUGGAUGUCUUUGCAGGUUUUCUGCACAUACCUAGAAAGAGUUUUGAAAUUUCCAGUUUCAUAGGUGGAAAGUCUGAGCAUGAAAUCAAAUUAGGAGAGGGGAGAUAUUUUUAAGGUGAAUAACAUUUAAAAGAGGUUUUGGGUUCGUGUAUUUGGGUGUCUUUUUAGGGAGAGCAUGUGGUUUUCAGGCAGGUCCAGAUUGAAGACCAGCUGUGUCACUCACUGGCUGUGUGAGCUGGGCCAUGGUACCUACCUUCUCUGAAUCUGAACGGCUUAAUCGGUAACAUGGGCAUAAAAUUUCCUGCCACCUAGGGUUGUAUUGAGGAUAAAAUAAAAUAAUACAUAUAAAACAGUUAAUAUAGAACUUGUCCCACAAAUGCCCAUAAGUUAGGUCCCUUUCCCUUGGUCCUAAGGAAACACGGUUUUAUAUCUUUUGUGCACAUUGUACAAACCACGGUUUUAUAUCUUUUGUGCACAUUGUACACAAAAAUUGCUGCCCAUGGCCUUAACAAGGCCUGAAGCAGGUUUUUAAAGAACACCGAGUCCAAGAAUGUUAAGGUCACUAAUGAAGGAAAGAAUGUGCCCACAGGAAGAUACCCAUAUUGCAUGUGUCCAGACCCUUGGCCGGGUUUUACAGUUGUGGGAGUAAAUAUUUCUUUGGCACCAUUUGAUCUGUGAUAGUUUUGUGUAGACAACCUGGGUCAUUAAUAAGAUCCCGAUACUUGAUCAUUGAACAAAGUCUCAUACAAAGUGCCAAGUUCUGAAACACGGACCUGGUUUACGUGCAGUUUACAUGUCUAAGCUUUAAAUUUUUGAGACGGAGGACUAUUGGUCUGACUCAUGGCAGAGUGACACCAUUGAUUUCGGGGACUUGGAGUCCCUGGGCUGACCCAUUGUUACAAUGGGUAACGCUGCUGAGGCCUUUCUUGACCUUUCUGUCUGCGGAGGAAGAAUGUCGUUUCUCGCCGUAGCCCUCUCACUGGUGUCUCCCCACGUCUCUCUUGAAAAUUUCCCCGCAUAUACCUAGUUGAGUUGGUGGAGAGAAGAAGGCAAGAGAAGAAGCACUGCCUUGUUCAGUUCUGUAAAGAAUAGAGAGGAGCGUGGCAGAUUAGACGAUGGGGCAGGGAGGUGGUGGUCAUGGUAAUAUUACUGAGAACCUAUUUCCUUUGGUGUGGGUGGCAGGGUCUUUUACCUCCCAUGCCUGUUACUCCCUUUUGGGGGUAAAUGACACUGAAGUUAGGAUUUACCUGCCCGUCCUGCUGCUCCGGAACUUGCUGGAAGACAGCAUUAUAAUGAAAUAAAAAGAGCCCUGGACUGGGCUUAGCUUUGUGAGCCUAGGCGAGUGACUUCGUUCUCAGAGCCCUGGCUUCCUCCUCUAUCAUGGAGAUUCAUAUUUUGUGGGCUCUUGUGAGACUCAGUGAGCUGGCCGUGAGAGCCCUUCAUGUGUCGUGAAGGGUUCUUCAGGUGUAAAGAAGGUACUAAGAGAGCCCUGUGUGAUCUGAAGCUGCCAAGGCCACUCUGCUACCUCUUCCUCCUGAGUGCCCCAGUGAGAGUGGUCCAAGGUCACACAGCUCGAAAGACAGGGCCCUUUCAUUGGUGCCUCUCACUGGCAUCUUACCACCUCUCUCCAGAAUGCCUUUUCCAUCAUACACCUGGCUGGGAAGUUGGAGGAGAGAAGGAGACAGGAGAGAAGGCUUCUUGUUCACUUCUUAGGGAGUCCAAGGAGCCAGGCACGUUGGAUGAUGGAGCAGGGAGGGAACUGCAGGUGUAGACCCCCUCUUGGAGGGAGGUGCAGUUUUCUCCUCCUCGUGGAAGGGAACCAUCCCAUGAUCAGGGGUUUAGCCAGGGGCCCUCUGUGCCUGGGGUUUUGCUCUCCAUGCUGGAGAAGGCCUCCUCUUAUCUCUUCUGGAGAUGUACAGUACAAGAGGUUGGAGCAGAAGUUAGGAGAUGGGGUCUGGUCCCAGCUCCUUCGCUCCCUGCUUUGGUUAUUUCCCCUCUCUGGCCCCUACCUCCUCACUUAGAAAACGGAGCUGCAGGAACAUCUUUACUUUUGUAAGGACUGAAUGAUACAUGCAACAUGAACAAUACAAGCCAUGCAAACAGCAGAUAUUAUUAUUAGUGGAAGGGCAGAAGGGAGAAGAAUUGGCAGGGGAGGGGCACUGGCUGACCCACACAGCUUGGCUUCUCACUGCCCCAGGGAGCGCGGAUUGCGGGUUUUAAAGCUUCAAUGUACUAAAGUGUUUGACAGUCCUCUAUCUGCCGAGGGCCCCUCAGGGCUCACAGUUGUAUGCUAAGUUGGUAGUGGACGCUCACUCCAGGUGGGGAGGACUAAGGAAGCACCAGAGGGUGCGUCCUUGACUGGUGUAUUGGAGAUGUACAAGCCUGCGUUUGCCGUGGUUACUGCUGAUGGUGGACAGUCCUGUGCCCUAACUCUCUGCCAGGGGACACUCCCAGCCCUACUCCUAGAAAGCCUGACGUUUCACCCUGAGGCCUCCACAGUGCCUCGUCCUAGACUGGACAUAGUCUACGGCCAUACCACCCCGAACACGCCCAUUUCGUCUGAUCUAAACUGGGCAUAAAGUUAGGUGCCAAACUGCAGGCAGCACUGGAGAAGAGAAGAACGUAGUUUUUGGAGCCGGACAUAACCGGAUUGAAGCCCUCAGACACAGGGUUGUGUAGCUUUGGGAAAAUCUCUUUGCCACUUGCUCAUCUUUAAAAUGGGGAUAAAAUUGCCUAUUACAGGAUUAUCGAGUAGGUUAAUGAUCUAUGCGCCUGAUGCACAGUAGGCACUCCCUGAAUGACAACUGUGGCUAUUGCUAAGUAUUUGUGGAAUUAAUGAACUAAAGAGCCGUAGAAUUACAGUUUGACCUUAGAGGUCAUUUUUUCAAAUCCUUCCAUUUCACAGAUUAGAAAACUGAGACUCAUGGGUGGAGUGAUUUGUCCAGAGUUACUGUGCGAGUUACUAGCAAAACCAGGUUUAGAACCUGGCCUCUUGGCUCAUUCCCUCUGAUGAGGGUUUCGUCCGGUAGCCUGGAAGAAAGGUACUGUUCCUGCCUCAUGAGGGCUUUGUGGCUCCACCUUCACGAUAUCUGGAGGGGCCCAACACUAUAGCAGCAUGUCCCCUGUCCCCUCGUUAAUUUAGGGACCAUUCUUUCCCUGCCUCAGAAAACAAGUGCCAGAAGGGACCCUGGGAGGAAGGCUUUUAGAGCUAAUAGGAUUGCUCAGGGAAUGUGACAAACUAGGGGCGCCCUGUAGCUGGAAACUUUGAAAUGGAUUGCUGAAGAGCUAACACAGAAUAGGACUAUGUUGGGGAAAGUUCUAGUGUGUCAUGUUGGUGCCCCCUCCUGGCUGAUAGAGAGCAGCGCUGGCAAUAUGGUUCUUGACUUGGCUUUUUAUCCAUUUAAUCCCAAUGCCCUGACUUCUAAGGCGGAAUCACAAGUGUGCAGUGAUCCUUGAUCUGUUAAGAGAUUCACCUUUCCUUUGAACAACCCAGGUAUUUUACUGGGCUAAAGUCAAGAUUCUCAGACCUUGAGACAGGUCGGAAGAUCCUCCUUGGUUUUUUUCCCUCUUCUAUCUCCUCCUGAUUUUUGACAGUUAAAUUGCAGAUGUUGACUGAAAGCAUUUAUCAAACCUUUCAUUUUCACGCUGAAGAAUUAUGAGGUAAGUCCUGCCUGGCGCUUUCUUUCGGAGGUCUUUACCAAGAGCCAGCGGGUUUAGCAGCAAGCUGUCGUAGUUCAGUUCAUUAAGUAUUGGCUGUUUACAUAGUGUGCCAGGCCCUGAGUCAGAGGCUGGUGGCACAGGGACAAGAAGGACACAGUCUUUGCCCGGGAGGAGAGACUGUAAGGUAGUGAUUAAGAGCCUGAGGAGCUUGGAGUCAGAAAAGACGCGACUCUCCCACUUAUUGGCCAUGUGCGCAUGAUUGAAUGGCAGCCUCCCUGAGCCUCAGUUUCUCAUUUGUCAAAUGAGGAUAACAAUAGCACUCCCCUGGGGUGGUUAUGCAGAUGAAGUCAGAUGUAGUAAGUGCCCAAUAAAUAGUGGCUAAAUUUUAAAAAGUGAGUCACAAUAGAGUAAGUGAGAUGGACAGAAACAGAGUCGGUUGUAGUUCAGUGGGAUGACAAAUGUGUCAGAGGGAAACAUAGGGGCCAUGAGAGCCCAGACAUACUAUUGGCAUGAAGACUAGAACACUCGAGCAGAUCACUGUGUUUUAACUGCCCUCAUGGGUUUCCUUCUCCUGCAGGCAUACUUUUUUGAUGCACCAGAGAUGGACCACCUCCCCACAGCCACAGCUGCUCCAAACCAAACAGUUGCAGCAGCCAAGGCCAGCUAAAA
Messenger RNA from Panthera uncia (snow leopard), 5706 nucleotides. RefSeq names its product Yip1 domain family member 1 (gene YIPF1). Gene Ontology annotation, molecular function: small GTPase binding. Lineage: Eukaryota; Metazoa; Chordata; Mammalia; Carnivora; Felidae. The transcript is spliced from 9 exons. The coding region runs from base 258 to 1193 and encodes 311 amino acids. Gene Ontology annotation, cellular component: Golgi apparatus; membrane. The record is from RefSeq and is a predicted model, not a curated record. Gene Ontology annotation, biological process: vesicle-mediated transport.